GCGAGCCUUGGGUACCCCCAGCAUUUUUUCCGCCAGAGCUGUUUCCGUUCCUCUGCCCGCCAUGCCCUUCCUAGAGCUGGACACGAAUUUGCCCGCCAACCGAGUGCCCGCGGGGCUGGAGAAACGACUCUGCGCCGCCGCUGCCUCCAUCCUGGGCAAACCUGCGGACCGCGUGAACGUGACGGUACGGCCGGGCCUGGCCAUGGCGCUGAGCGGGUCCACUGAGCCCUGCGCGCAGCUGUCCGUCUCCUCCAUCGGCGUAGUGGGCACCGCCGAGGACAACCGCAGCCACAGCGCCCGCUUGUUUGAGUUUCUCACCAAGGAGCUAGCCCUGGGCCAGGACCGCACUUUUCCAGGCUGGUCAGAAGGAAUUCUGGGUAUGUUCUGAAGUUAUGUAUUUUGGACCUAUGGCCCAGCGACGUUCCAGGUGAGGUUCACGGGAGACUCACAGAGUAGUGAAAGAGCAUUGGCCUGGAUGUCUAGACAUCUGCUUUCUGGGUCCUGCAUAGCUGGGGGACCCCAGACAAACUUGGAAAUGAACCAUCUCCAGUUGGCAACCUCCUCUUUUGUGAAAACAGGGGAAAAGACCUCCCUCCCCCACAAGAAGCCUCUACAACCCAAACCUGGCGUUCUGUGACCGAGUUAAAGUUUCCUCUUGGGUAAAAGAUAUUCUUGAGCCUCAUCCAUGCCUAGGAAGAAGUAAGGGCAUGAGAAGCUUGAAAGGACACUGUCCAGGCACUGUGGCUUAUGCCUGUAAUCCCAGCACUUUGGGAGACCGAGGCGGGAGGUUCAUUUGACCCAGGAGUUGCAGACCUGUCUGGGUAACAUAGUGAGAUGCCAUCCCCUAAAACAGUUUUAAAAAUUAGCCAGACAUGGUGCUGUGCACCUGUACUCUCACUUAGCUGGCAGGCUGAAGUGGGAGGAUGGUGUCAGCCCAGGAGGCUGAGGCUGCAGUGAGCUAUGAUUGCGCCUGUCAGUGAGACCUUGGCUCAGAAUAAAAGACCUUCCGAAAUGGAGCCUUUGUUAGUCCAUGAAGGCCGAUGAGGAAUGGCUGAUCCUGCUGGGUCCUCCCUCAAGCUACAGAGGAAUAAUACAGUCAGCCCCCUGUAUCACUGGGUUCCACAUCUGUUGAUUCAAACAGCCAUGGAUUGAAAUAUUAGAGGAAAAAAAUUGAUAAUUGCAUCUGUACUGAAAAUACAUAUAGACU
This is a messenger RNA of Pongo pygmaeus (Bornean orangutan), 1207 nucleotides long. It is a transcript of the gene DDTL, whose product is annotated as D-dopachrome tautomerase like. Gene Ontology annotation, molecular function: phenylpyruvate tautomerase activity. The coding region runs from base 62 to 388 and encodes 108 amino acids. The transcript is spliced from 3 exons. The record is from RefSeq and is a predicted model, not a curated record. Lineage: Eukaryota; Metazoa; Chordata; Mammalia; Primates; Hominidae.